CCGACUUUGACAAUACCCCAGGCGGCGCGUCGGCCGAGUCCUCCGCAGAGCGCGUAUGAACGGCGCCAUGGCCGCGUCUUCCGAUCGGAUCACUUUGGGGCCGCUGGUCGCUGCCAUCGACCAGGGCACAAGCUCAACUCGGUUCCUGGUGUUCAACUCAAAGACGGCUGAACUACUAAGUCAUCACCAGGUGGAGAUCCAACAAAGCUUCCCCAAAGAAGGCUGGGUGGAGGAGGACCCCAAAGAAAUCCUGCAGUCGGUGUAUGAGUGCAUGGAGCGCACAUGUGAAAAGCUCACCCAGCUCAACAUUGAUAUUUCUAAUAUCAAAGCUAUUGGCGUGACCAAUCAGAGAGAGACUACACUUGUCUGGGACAAAGAGACAGGGGAGCCCCUCUACAAUGCUAUCGUGUGGCUGGACCUGCGGACCCAGUCCACAGUCGAACGUCUGAUCAACAAAACACCAGGCAGGAACAAGAACCACCUCAAGCACAAGACAGGACUUCCCAUCAGUACUUACUUCAGCGCGGUGAAGCUUCGCUGGCUGAUGGACAAUGUGGACGAGGUUCGUGACGCUGUCCACUUGCACAGGGCCAUGUUCGGCACCAUCGACUCCUGGUUGAUUUGGUGUUUGACAGGUGGGAAGUCGGGAGGGGUCCACUGCACAGAUGUGACCAAUGCCAGCAGGACCAUGCUCUUCAACAUUCACACCAUGGACUGGGACCCGGAGCUUCUCAAAUACUUUGAUAUUCCAAUGGAGGUCUUGCCAAGAGUGAGGAGCUCCUCCGAGAUAUACGGCCUUAUGAAAAUAUGUUCUAGUCUGAAAUCGGGCGCUCUUACGGGUAUACCCAUCUCAGGGUGUCUUGGGGAUCAGUCAGCCGCACUUGUUGGACAGAUGUGCUUUCAGGAUGGGCAAGCAAAAAAUACAUAUGGGACCGGCUGCUUUCUGCUGCGGAACACUGGAGCCAAGCCUGUAAUGUCUGACCAUGGUCUGCUGACCACUGUUGCGUACAAGCUCGGCCGAGACAAACCAGCCUGUUAUGCACUGGAGGGCUCUGUGGCCAUUGCUGGAGCGGUGGUUCGCUGGCUGAAGGACAAUCUUGGCAUCAUCCAGAAGUCAGAGGAGCUGGAGAAGCUAGCUGCAUCAGUGGGAACCUCCUACGGAUGUUAUUUUGUUCCUGCGUUCUCUGGUCUGUAUGCACCCUACUGGGAGCCCAGUGCACGAGGGAUCAUUUGUGGGUUAACUCAGUUCACAAACCGGAGUCACCUGGCAUUUGCUGCGAUGGAAGCGGUCUGUUUCCAGACACGUGAGAUUCUGGACGCCAUGAAUCAGGACAGUGGCAUCCCACUGACUCAGCUCCAGGUCGACGGCGGGAUGACGUCCAAUAGGCUGUUGAUGCAGCUGCAGGCUGACAUAUUAUGUAUCCCUGUCGUGAAACCGUCCAUGCCUGAGACCACCGCUCUUGGGGCAGCGAUGGCAGCAGGAGCAGCGGAGGGGGUUAGUGUAUGGAGUCUUAAACCUGAGGACCUGACAGAAGUCACCUCGGAGAAGUUUGAGCCGCAGAUCAACCCUGAAGAAAGCGAGUUUAGGUAUGCGCGGUGGAAGAAGGCCGUACAGAAAGCCAUGAACUGGGAAACGACACAGCCCGUUGGUAACGGAAAUGGAGAAACCAGUAUCUUCAGUAGUGUCCCAAUGGGCUUCUAUAUUCUGGGUAGCAUGCUGAUGUUGGUUGGAGCGAAAUACAUCUCAGGACACAAGUAGGGCCAAGACUCCCGGAGGCAUAAAGACAAGAGGAACGUGGAAGCAGACACUCGCCACUUUUUCCGAACCAGCCAGCUGUACUUUUGGCCGUGCUGCUUUCCAAAACGGGCAUUCCAGAGGAGAGAAGUUUCCAGACUCCUAUUCCAUUUUACUGUUUGUUGGAAAAUCAGGGGCUAUUGCACUGCAAGAGUAAGACCACCAAUCCAGUUUGGAACUGGGUUACGGGAUGAGGACUUACCCAGUAGGAUUUUUUUUUUCUUGUUUUUAAAAUUAUUUUUGUUUAUUUAAUGUGUGUUUUCCACUGCAGCAGACUAGUUAUGAGCUAACAAUGUGUGCACUACUUUUUUCUUUGAGGUGUGUUUUCUCCACGCUUUGUAUUUAUGUAGAAAUUCAACUGAUGAUACUUGGUUUUUUGUUUUGUUUUGUUUUUUUGCCAUGUCAAGGUCGAGGGAGAGCCACUGUCUAAUUUGCAUUCUUCACAAUGUCUCACGUCGCUGUUAUGGUCCUCUAGCCGUCAUGUUGUGAUGUGACGUUGUUUGACACCUCCAUGACCUCCAGGGCGAGAUGUUGAAGCACUUUAUGGUUUUUGCUAUUUGUCUUGUCUUUGUGAGCUGUGUAGUGAGAGGUGUGUGUGUGUGUGUGUGUUUGUGUGUGUGUGUGUGUGUGCUGUUUUUGUCUAAACAGCAAAAACACAAAGCGAAGGAUGAGUUAAAGGUAUUUAUUGAUCCCACGGGUUUGAUUUUGGUUGACUAACACUUUUGUAUCAAUAUUUUGAAUGUUCCAAAGCAGUGAAAUAUGACUAGAUAUGAUUAGUAUUGUCUCAUAUUCAAGCGUGUUUGGCUGGGCAAUCAGAAUAAUGCAAACACAUUCAGACUUCUGUGUCCACACCCAGUUCAUCCAUCACCAGAAUGAAUUGAGACAGAUUAUGAAAACCCACCUCAAAUGAUAUUCCCUAAAUCUUCAUAGGGUUUGGUCAGUGUUUGUGAAAGUGAGAAACUGUCUCAAGUUUUUGGAACAGAGAACCAAGACUUUCUGCUGUAAUGUUAUCGGGGGGGGGGAACCUGGAGCCACUCCACUGAUUGUAAAUUGUUCUGCAAAUAACGAGUUUUAAACUGUCACAUCCCUCCAACUGUCAGCUUUUCAAAGGUUACAAAAUAAUUUUGAGUCGGCACCAAAAAGUUCUUUACUUGCUACACAGUUGUCCUAUAAUACUACAGCUGCUGACUGUAUGUUGCAAAUGUUGCAUGUAUUUUCAGAGGAAAAAUACUGAAUUGACUUGACUUGUGACGUUAGCUGUAAUAACUACUGUAUGUUGAGAAACUAUACUGCCCUCUACUGGCAGAUGUAAAAUUGAAUACACAUUCCCUGAUUCUUUUGGUUUGAUGGACUGGGUGGUACUCUUUCCUCAUUUGAAUCUUCAGAAAUUCAGGAUUGCCUCAUGUAGUAUGAAUAUUUGUUAUACAAAAACAAAUGACAGUCAUAGUACGUCCUUUUGAAAACCUCCUUAAAGUCGGUUCAACUGCAUGGACACUUUGGAGUCCAGCCUUUUUUCCCCCCGGUUUUAGCAUUAGCAUAUUGUUUAUUUUUGAAUAUGUAGUGUGAAUAAUACAUUAAUAGAAACAAAAUGGAACUGGAAAUUGUUUAGACUGGUUACGGUUUCCUUUUUAAUAGGUUAAAGGUGUUGAAGAAGCAGACUAGUCGCAGCAGAAAGUGAAUUUCAAACAUGUUAGCUGUUGUUGGUGUUUGCUAAUGUUCAACGCUGGGCGCGAUUAGCUUGCGGAGCCAUUUUGCUGUUCACUGUUCCGCUUGCUGGGGCUCGUUCUGUUUGCAUCGUGACUACAGACUGUUAUUGAGUUAGUUUUUCUCUUCAUUUACAAUAGCAGUUCUUGAGUCUUGAGAUUUCAUGAACGUGGAACUCGGUAUCAGAAUCGUGUUUAUUGGCCAUGUAGGUUUGCAUAUACAUGGAAUUUGACUCCGGUUUCGUGGCUCUCUGUGUACUUCACAUAGAAUAACAACACGAUAUAUACACAAGGAUUGACUUAUACAGGCGAAAUAAGAGGUGAUAAAGUGCGAAGGUCGCAGGGAAGGCCACUGUCAUCUCCACUGUUUUGAGCAUGUUCAACUCCAGGUUGUUACUGCCGCACUGCAACCUCCCGUCUAUAUGCAGACUUGUCACCAUCCCGGGUAAGGCCAAUGAUGGUUGUGUUGUCUGCAAACUUCAGGAGUUUAACCGAUGGGUCAGCUGAGGUGCAGUCAUUUGUGUAGAAGGAGAAGAGUAGAGGGGAGAGCACACAUCCCUGCGGGGCGCCAGUGCUGAUUGUCCGGGUGCUGGAUGUGAUUUUUUUUUUUUUUUCCCCAGCCUCACCAGCUGUCUCCAGUCUGUCAGAAAGUUUUUAAUCCACUGGCAGAUGGGGGGCUGGUACUGUGAGCCGGGUGAGUUUUUGGAGUGGAGGAUAUCUGAGAUGAUGGUGUUGAACGCUGAGCUGAAGUCCACAAACAGGACCUUUUUGGAGUCGAGGUGUUGGAAGAUGUAGUGCAAGCCCAUGUUGACUGUAUCCUCCACGGACCUGUUUGCCCAGUAGGCAAACUGUAGGGGGUUGAGCAGGGAGCUUGUGGUUUCCUUCAGGUGGACCAACACAGGUCUGUUGAAGGAUUUCAUGACCAUGGACAUUAGGGCAAUGGGCCUGUAGUCAUUUAAUCCUAUGAUAUGGGGUAUAACCGUUGUACAUUGAAGAGUGUGGGGAGAAGGGAGUGUUUUGAUUGAGAAAUGGUGAAUAUGUUGAGGGUCGGUUUUUCUUUUUUUAAUUGCUUUCUAGUGUUUAUGCAAUUUAUUUAUUGAACUAUUUGGCUGCUGAACCAUUUUGAAAGUUUCUCAAAUUGAAGUGUCUGGUGAGAUGAAGCAGAGCAUGCAACAGGCUGGUUUCAGUUACUGAUGGAAUGAACACAUGGGAAAAAAUGCAAGAGUUGUUUCAGUCUAGUCACUUGCUGCACUCAGUGGUCCAUAUUGAAAAAUUAAAGAUUGAAGGUUGUCUUUUUCCAAAAUGAGAUGUGUGCCGUUUAAAAAGACACUUCUUGCAGGAGUGAGAGGAAAGUAUAUCACCGGUUACUGUCAUGUAUGAUCAUCUUCAGACCUUUGACUAUUAAGUAGUCCUAUUAUUAAGGAUAGUCAUUAUUGUUUUGGAAAUGGGACAGGAAUUUCAGCAAGUAACACUUUUCCAAAACUUGUAUGAAAUGUUGAAAUUAAACCCC
Messenger RNA from Lampris incognitus (smalleye Pacific opah), 5008 nucleotides. It is a transcript of the gene gk, whose product is annotated as glycerol kinase. The coding region runs from base 56 to 1759 and encodes 567 amino acids. Lineage: Eukaryota; Metazoa; Chordata; Actinopteri; Lampriformes; Lampridae. Gene Ontology annotation, biological process: glycerol-3-phosphate biosynthetic process; triglyceride metabolic process; glycerol metabolic process. Gene Ontology annotation, cellular component: mitochondrion. Gene Ontology annotation, molecular function: glycerol kinase activity. The record is from RefSeq and is a predicted model, not a curated record. The transcript has 21 exons.